GGGGCAUGCGGUGGAGCCUAGGUGGCCUGGUGGUUCUUCUUGGAGGUCGAGAGGCCCUGGCUAAGGUCACGGUAAAGCCGGGAAGGUACUUCCUGGUGAACCGAGAUUUUGGGACUUUCCUCCGAGAUGAAGGUUUAGGACUUCGUGACGAUGAUGCCUUGUGGAGUAUAGAGCCCCAGGACGGUGGCUUUCGUGUCAAGAAUCUGAAGACACAGAGACCACUAGGCCGCUCUACUGCUUCGUUUUAA
Durusdinium trenchii is the source of this 248-nucleotide messenger RNA. Lineage: Eukaryota; Dinophyceae; Suessiales; Symbiodiniaceae. The record is from the annotation of a GenBank genome assembly.